AGAUCUCCAUCGAUUCACUCAUCUUCUGCUCUCUCUCUCUCUCUCUCUCUGUGUGCGAAACCUCCCCCCUGCUCGCUCCUUCGCUCUCCUCGAGCUUGCAGAGGGAGAGCGCGGCGGCGCGGCGGCGGCCCGGAGCAUACCGGAUGGGAGCGUGAGAUCGGAGCGCAUCGGGCUACGUCCGGCCUCUCGUCUCCUGCUGAAAUCCACGUCUCCGGCGGAGUGGAGUUGCAGUUCGUUCCGGAUUUCGCUGCUGGUGUUCGUCCGCGCGAGAAGGCGGCGAGCUGAUUCGACUUUUGCGGAAUCCGUCGAGAUUGGGAAUUGAGCUUCCGCUUCUUCUUCUUGUUCUUGUUCUUCUUUUGCCUCUCUCUCUCUUUCUCUCUCUCUCUCUCUCUCUCUCUCUCUCUACCUAGUAAUCGGCUUUCUAGAGAGGAAGUUUGCGAGGAUCGGGUUGGAUUCCGGAGGGAGGCUCUCGCUGCCGCUUUGAGAUUGAAGCUGAGUUUCGAAUGGGCGGGAAGGAUUAUCUUGAGGAUGCGGUGGACGCGAAAGCCAAGAUCAUGAGCAAUGAUUAGUUCUCCCGGUGGAAUCUGACCAGCCGCCAUUUCCUUCUGGCAUAUUGGGCGAGAUGCGAAGCACGACAGAUGGUGGCAGGGAUAAGAAAGUGCGCAAAAUUCGCAGGCACCCGCCAUCUGGUGAGGAAGCCAGUGAUGGAGGAGGGAUUCCUUUGAAGAAAGGCCCUUGGACAGCGGCAGAAGAUGCAAUUUUGGUCGACUAUGUCACUAAGCAUGGGGAAGGAAAUUGGAAUGCGGUCCAGAAGCAUUCGGGGCUUGCCAGGUGUGGGAAAAGCUGUCGUUUGCGGUGGGCAAAUCACCUGAGACCUGAUCUGAAGAAAGGUGCAUUUUCUCCCGAGGAAGAGCGUCUUAUUAUUGAGCUCCACGCAAAAAUGGGAAACAAAUGGGCUCGAAUGGCUGCAGAGUUACCUGGACGUACAGACAAUGAGAUAAAGAACUACUGGAAUACAAGAAUUAAGCGACUGCAACGCACUGGCAUGCCUAUAUAUCCAACUGAGGUUUGUCUGCAAGUGUCAAGUGAGAAUCAAGAAACUCAUAACAUGGGUAACUUGCAUACUGCAGGCGAAGAUAAUUGUGAUCUCUCACAGGCAGAUCCACUCGAGAUCCCAGAGGUGGAUUUUAGAAAACUGGAACUGCAUCUUGGUUUCUCUUCUUUUUGGUCUACACUUCUGGACGUUCCUCCUUGUGGCUUUGGGAGAGAGGCAAUGUGUCUAUCUGAUGCUUACUGCCUUCCAUUUCCAUCAAGCCGGUCUCCUAAACGCCUUCGGGGUUCUGAGACCCCAUUUCCUGUCUUGGAUGCUGGAAGUAAUGACAGUUUCUCUUCCUUUGGUCAGUAUGCUGAUUAUUCUUCCGAGAUCACUCCCGAGUCCUUUGUGUUGUCAUCGCCAUAUGAUGUCAAUCCUGACUCGACUAACCAGUCUCUACUGGGCGAUCUCCCCGGCAGCCAUGCCUUUCUAAAUGGCAACUACCCUUCUUCUGUGCCCCAUUUGGAGGCCAUGAAGUCGGAGCUCCCUUCACUCCAAUAUACAGAAACUCAGCAAAGUAGCUGUGGUACUCCUGUGUCCCCACGGCCUUCCCUUGAGUUUAUUGAUCCUCUAAUACAGUCACCUCCAUGUGAGCACUAUCAGUCAGAUUGUCAUUCACUGCGGGGGUGUGGUCUACUGGAAGCAGUUAUCUAUGAGGCCUUCUCUAAGCAAAAGAGUUGUGCCCAGACUACAGUCGUUUCUGGCAAUGAAGCUUGCAACUCUUCUCCAGUUCAGCUCAGGACAAAGCAGGAAGUGUAUGCUGCCCCAGACUCUCCUUUAGGUGAUAAUGCCAUAUCAGUGCUCAAUCAUUGCUCUCCUGCCAGCAGAAAAUCGUUUGAAGAACCCCAAUCUGCCAACACCAUGCCUGGAUUUGACAUUAAGCCUGAGGAAGAUAGCAAAACUUUCCCUGAUUUUGAAGGAAAGCAAGAGAUCCUAGAUCAGAUGCACAUUAACGGGCCAGAUGCUUUGCUUGAUUUAGAUUGGUGCCAGGGCAAAAGUCAGCCUAGUGAAGACAAAAUUGGACGGGCAGAUUAUAUAGGAGCACUUCUUGGUACUGAUUUUUAUUGAGUCCCCGAGGAUAUGGGUGAUAGGACUGCAUGGCACUAGUAUACAACCCGACUAUGAUGUGCCUUCUCGUCAACCCUCGGGAAUAGCGAGUUUUUAGGAUCUUGGAAAUUCCGCCUCCUUUUCCGGCUUAUGGAUUUUGCAACUUCCACCUUACGUUUGGGAUUUAUGCCUUCAAGAUUUGAGUUCUCUUUUUUGAGUCCUCUGGACAAUGUCAAGUGAAUUCCUUUGAAUGCUUUAUAACUCGAGCUAAAUGUCGAUUUGUUCUUCCUGUGCUGUUGUUAUUGCUUAGUCACACCUGAAGCAAUCA
This is a messenger RNA of Eucalyptus grandis, 2468 nucleotides long. Its product is annotated as transcription factor GAMYB. The record is from RefSeq and is a predicted model, not a curated record. NCBI's taxonomy places the organism in Eukaryota, Viridiplantae, Streptophyta, Magnoliopsida, Myrtales, Myrtaceae. Bases 623 to 2161 code for a protein of 512 amino acids. The transcript has 4 exons.